Messenger RNA from Truncatella angustata, 1874 nucleotides. Its product is annotated as mitochondrial processing peptidase beta subunit. Gene Ontology annotation, cellular component: mitochondrion. NCBI's taxonomy places the organism in Eukaryota, Fungi, Ascomycota, Sordariomycetes, Amphisphaeriales, Sporocadaceae. The transcript has 5 exons. The record is from RefSeq and is a predicted model, not a curated record. The coding region runs from base 242 to 1687 and encodes 481 amino acids. Gene Ontology annotation, molecular function: metalloendopeptidase activity; metal ion binding.
AACCAAGUCCAGCUUAUUGCUGUUUUCUCCUUGUUUUGGCCUCGAUUCUCAGGCGGACACAAAUUUGACCCGUGCACCGACUCCCAUUCGCCUGCAAGCUUUCUGAUUGCAUGUCUGUGUCUGUGUCUGUGUCUGCAUUUCCCAGCCUGCCCCAAAGCCCAAAAAAAGCCGAUCCGAGAUUGUGACGAACUCACAUCAAACCACUCAAUCCUCUCCCUAACCACCGCCCAUCACAGUCCCGAUGGCAUCCAGGAGACUAGCUUUGAACCUCGCCCAGGGCAUCCGCAGCCGAGCUGUUGCUCCUGCUUCUGCCUCUGCUCUGAGCACAUUAAAGCGAGGUUUUGCUACCCCCGUGUCAUCGCCCAUCGGCGCAAAGACUCAAACCACAACAUUGAAGAAUGGCCUGACCAUUGCUACCGAAUACUCGCCAUGGGCCCAGACCUCGACAGUGGGAGUAUGGAUCGACGCCGGCUCCCGAUCCGAGACGGACGAGACCAACGGCACUGCACACUUCCUCGAGCACCUCGCCUUCAAGGGCACAGCCAAGAGGACGCAGCAGCAAUUGGAGCUCGAGAUUGAGAACAUGGGUGGUCACUUGAACGCAUACACCUCGCGUGAGAACACCGUCUACUUCUCAAGGGCAUUCAACGCCGACGUCCCGCAAUCCGUCGACAUCCUUGCCGAUAUCCUCCAGAACUCCAAGCUCGAGCCCAGCGCCAUUGAGCGCGAGCGCGACGUUAUCCUGCGCGAGUCGGAAGAGGUUGAGAAGCAGCUGGACGAGGUUGUCUUCGACCACCUGCACGCCACCGCUUUCCAGCACCAGCCCCUUGGCCGCACCAUCCUCGGCCCCAAGGAGAACAUCCGUGACAUUACCCGCACCGAGCUCAACAACUACAUCAAGACCAACUACACAGCUGACCGCAUGGUCCUUGUUGGUGCUGGUGGCAUUCCCCACGAGCAGCUCGUCGAGCUCGCCGAGAAGAACUUCUCCGGCCUGCCCACCACCUCGCCCCAGAACUCCGCCUACCUGCUGUCCAAGAGAAAGCCUACUUUCAUCGGUUCCGACCUGCGUGUCCGUGACGACACCAUCCCCGCUGCUCACAUCGCCAUCGCUGUCGAGGGUGUCAGCUGGAACGACGACGACUACUUCACUGCUCUGGUCACCCAGGCUAUUGUUGGCAACUACGACAAGGCUAUGGGCAGUGCUCCUCACUCCGGCAGCAAGCUCAGCGGCUUCGUUCACCAGAACGACUUGGCCAACAGCUUCAUGAGCUUCUCUACCAGCUACAGCGACACUGGUCUCUGGGGUAUCUACCUGGUCUCUGACCAGCUUAGCCGCCUCGACGACCUGGUCCACUUCACCCUCCGCGAGUGGUCCCGUCUCUCCCAAAGCGUGACCGAGUCUGAGGUCGAGCGUGCCAAGGCUCAGCUCAAGGCUUCGAUACUCCUGUCCCUCGACAGCACAUCCGCUGUCGCCGAGGAUAUUGGCCGACAGAUCGUCACCACCGGUCGCCGCAUGAGCCCUGGUGAGAUCGAGCGCACCAUCGACCGCAUCACCGAGAAGGACGUCAUGGAGUUCGCCAACAAGAAGCUAUGGGAUCAGGAUGUUGCUGUCAGCGCUGUUGGAAGCAUCGAGGGUCUGUUCGACUACCAAAGAAUUAGAAACGACAUGAGCAGGAACUUCUAAGCUGGAAAGUGGUGUCUAAUAGAGGUGGCUUGCGUCUCGCGUCCGGGGAGAGGAAAACCACACGGUCAUAGAGUGUAACAGAUACCGCACACUUGAGUUGUACCAUAAAGAGUUUUUCAUCUGUUUGUAUUGCAUUGGAGUUUAUACCGCAGCCCUGGUGCCUUUCAAGAGUGUCUUUAUAGCCUGA